AUGGAAUUAUUAGAAUUUACUCAGAACUGUCAUCUGACGAUGCGUCAACGGACAGGAACGGAUCUGAAGAUUGUCAUUAACAGCGAGCUGACGGUGCACCCGCGUACGUGCACCGCGGUUAAAAAAUCAUACCCGUGCGGCGUAUGCGGCAAGGAGUUCAUCAGUAACAGCGUACUGACGAUACACCAACGGUCGCACACCGGCGAAAAACCGUAUGUUUGUUACCAGUGCCAUAGAUCGUUCUCUCACAAAAGCAACUUAACCAGGCACCUGAGGGUGCACACGCACGAAAAACCGUACGACUGUCAAGUUUGCGGCAAGUCGUUUGCCCGAAAAAGCAAUUUGACCAGUCACGUGCAGACGCACGAGGAUAAAAAACCGUACCAUGACUGCGGUGAAUGUGACGAGAAGUUUAGUACGAGUGAUGAUGGCACGCCGACGUUACCGGGCGGACGCAUCACACGGGCGAGAAGCCGUGCCACAGCAGUAAUAACGUCCGAGAUAAAAUGUAAGACUAGCGGUUUGACGGUACACCAGCGGACCACUGUGACCGUACCACUGUGA
Molecule: messenger RNA, 564 nt
Organism: Rhopalosiphum maidis (corn leaf aphid)
Lineage: Eukaryota; Metazoa; Arthropoda; Insecta; Hemiptera; Aphididae
Product: zinc finger protein 37A-like
Exons: 1
Coding region: 1-564 (187 amino acids)
Biological process (GO): negative regulation of transcription by RNA polymerase II
Molecular function (GO): DNA-binding transcription repressor activity, RNA polymerase II-specific
Source: RefSeq, a predicted model, not a curated record